AUUAUUUGCCACCAAGCUGCAUAAAAGCGGCGAUGUGGAAGAGGAGAACUAAGCAGAGAUUCCUGAUUCGUCUCUACAGCUUCACUCACACACACCAACAUGACAAACCCAGUCACAUAUGAGGAACUGAAGGUUCUCUUGGCCCAAAGCAAAGAUCUGAUUCUGAUUGAUGUCCGUGAGACAGACGAGGUGAACAAAGGACGCAUCCCCAGGUCCACUCACAUUGCCCUUGGCACUGUCGAAACUGCUUUCAAAAUGAGCCCAGAGGAUUUCCAGGCCACAUACGGGAUUCCCAAACCUGCCCUGGAUGCACCUGAGCUGGUGUUUUACUGCCGGUCAGGGAAGCGGUCAGCAGAGGCCAUCAGCAAAGUCAGAGAACUCGGAUAUGUGACAGCACGUAAUUACACCGGCUCUUACCUGGACUGGUCUAGCAGGGAGGGAUAAAGCUUUACGUUGGAGAAGAGCCUCACACUGUACACUAUAUUUAUAUAUUCAUAUAAACUGUAUAAACCUUCUAUACAUUGAUCAUGUUGGUUCUUAUAGAACACGUCUCUGAAUGUUAUAUGUGUGAAUAAGUAACUUGCAAAUAAAAUAAAAUUCUUUUUGUUCUUAAA
Molecule: messenger RNA, 614 nt
Organism: Xiphophorus couchianus (Monterrey platyfish)
Lineage: Eukaryota; Metazoa; Chordata; Actinopteri; Cyprinodontiformes; Poeciliidae
Product: thiosulfate:glutathione sulfurtransferase-like
Exons: 4
Coding region: 100-444 (114 amino acids)
Source: RefSeq, a predicted model, not a curated record